AUGGCGGAGCGGCGGCGGCGGGCCCGUGUGCAGGGCGGCUGGGCCGGCGCGGCGGCGGGCAGCGCCCGGCUCGCAGCACCUAAGGCACCCGUGGGCAGCAGCCUUUCCCCUGUGGGCACCAGAGCAGCAUGGAUGAGGGACUCUCAGCCUCACACUCAGAAGCAGUUUGUCUUUGAAAAGCCAUCAGAGGUGGAGCGCAGAGUUCCCGAGGCAGGUGUGAUAGACAAGCCUGGUGUGUAUGAGCUCAGCAAAGUACCAACAGGCAUUUCUAGGAUUCAUUUGAUUCCUGGCUUUAUUGACUCUGAACAAGCAGACUGGAUGUUUGAACAACUCCUCCAAGACAUACCCUGGGGUCAGCGAACUCACAUCAGGCGGGAAGGAUCUUUUGAGGAGCCAAGGCUUACCUCCUGGUACGGGGAGCUUCCUUACACCUAUUCCAGGCUCACAAUGCAGCCAAACCCAAAUUGGCAUCCUCUGCUGACCACGCUCAAGGAGCGCAUCGAAAGGUUCACUGGCUACACCUUCAACUCCCUGCUCUGCAACCUCUACCGGAACGAGAAGGACGGGGUGGACUGGCACAGCGACGAUGAGCCGCUGGGAGCACAGCCCGUCAUCGCCUCCCUCAGCUUGGGUGCUACUCGCACCUUUGAGAUGAGGAAGAAACCCUCCCCUGAGGAGAAUGGAGACUAUACUUAUGUAGAAAGACUAAGAAUCCCGCUUGAUCAUGGGACUCUCCUGCUGAUGGAGGGAGCUACCCAGGCAGACUGGCAGCACCGAGUGCCUAAGGAGUAUCACUCUAGAGAUGCACGCAUAAACUUGACCUUCAGGAUCAUUUAUCCAGAACCUGAUGGAGUUUGGAAGUGAAGAGGCACUUUGGGCACUGUUGGAUAUGAACCUACAGCGAAUCCAGAACCUCAGCUUGCUAAAGCUUUAAAGGAGAUCUCACAGGAACAGAGUUCUGUGAAAUGCCUGCUGGGGAAAAGAAUCAAUAUUGUGAAGAUCUUUGACAAUCAGAAGCUGCCUGUGCUAUUUGGAUGGGGUUUUCAGAAAUUAUAUGCAAUUAGGUGAUACUAAAUCAUAGCCUUUAAGUUUCUGAAAAGACAGACAUCAUUCUUAAAAGCACAUGAACAAUCUGGGAGGUACCAACUGGAGCAGAAGGAUUCAGUGAGCAGUUAUUUUUGCAGCCUGUCUCCCUUUUCCCCCAAGUAGUAAUCUACGUGCUAAGUGACCACAAGACAAUUCAUGCAAAGUCAGCUGGACGUGUGCUGUGUGGAUGGAAAGGAGAAAGCUGUGCUUCCCAUGACCUCCCCAUAGCCCUCAUUUCACCCAGGGGCAGUGCCUGCCUUUAUAUUCGUAGGCUGCAGUCUUUUCCAAUCAAGCAAUCGAUUUCAUUAUGUAUAAAACUACUUGGAUUAUAUGAGUGUCUAAUAGAACAGAGGAUCAAGGCUCCCUUCUGCUCUGCACUCUGUGUCAGACCUUAUCCUGUUUAUCCAUGUAGAUAAGACAAAGGCAAGCACCAGAGAACCCUGGGCCACGAGCCUGAUCAGCCAGUUGCUUGAGUACUAACAGUCUUCCAUCCCUGCUGGCUUAAAACUGUUACCUGUGUCACAGGCAGGAAAACAGGCACAAAGAGGUGCAAACCAUCACUUGCAGAUUUGCUAAUAAAUUCUUGGUUUCAUUUUUGGUUUUAGCACAA
Molecule: messenger RNA, 1696 nt
Organism: Colius striatus (speckled mousebird)
Lineage: Eukaryota; Metazoa; Chordata; Aves; Coliiformes; Coliidae
Gene: ALKBH3
Product: alkB homolog 3, alpha-ketoglutarate dependent dioxygenase
Biological process (GO): DNA repair; DNA alkylation repair
Cellular component (GO): nucleus
Molecular function (GO): dioxygenase activity
Source: RefSeq, a predicted model, not a curated record